AUGUAUACUGCGUUCAUUGACCUUGAUAAUUCUACCGGUCCUGAAUUACUCCAAAUCUUAAUAGCUGCUGAAGAAUUAUGGAUGCAAAAAUUAAUAAGCUACAUACAAGAACAUUUAAUUGAAAAAAAGACUUGCUUCAUCCGCAACUUUGCCGCUCACGUCCUUGAAACUAUACUUCAUUUGGAAUCUUGCUCAACUCUUCAAAAUUAUUGCUUAGAAUUGCCAGUAGACUCUUGGGGUUAUAUAAUUCCUUUAAAAAACUUGUUGAAUUUACCUUUCGAAUCGAUUUCUAAAUUAAAAACAAUCCUGGAUCAAUUUAUUCCGUUGAUUCGAUGGAUGGAUAUUCCUUCUGAUGAUUUCUUUCAAGAUGUUUACCCUUUCGAAAAAAUUUUACCUAAAUCAAUAUUUCAAGAUAUCUUAC
This is a messenger RNA of Racocetra fulgida, 421 nucleotides long. The record is from the annotation of a GenBank genome assembly. Lineage: Eukaryota; Fungi; Glomeromycota; Glomeromycetes; Diversisporales; Gigasporaceae.